Messenger RNA from Protobothrops mucrosquamatus (brown spotted pit viper), 2423 nucleotides. RefSeq names its product MLLT3 super elongation complex subunit (gene MLLT3). The transcript is spliced from 12 exons. Lineage: Eukaryota; Metazoa; Chordata; Lepidosauria; Squamata; Viperidae. The record is from RefSeq and is a predicted model, not a curated record. The coding region runs from base 57 to 1790 and encodes 577 amino acids. Gene Ontology annotation, cellular component: super elongation complex. Gene Ontology annotation, biological process: regulation of DNA-templated transcription.
GAGCUGGAAGGGUGGGGGCGGGGAGAGCCGAAGACACCCCCCCAAGGCCCCCAGGCAUGGCCAAUUCGUGCGCUGUUCAGGUGAAACUGGAGCUUGGCCAUCGAGCCCAGGUGAGGAAGAAACCCACCGUGGAAGGUUUUACUCACGACUGGAUGGUAUUUGUUAGAGGACCCGAGCAUAGUAACAUUCAGCACUUUGUGGAGAAAGUCGUCUUUCACUUGCAUGACAGCUUCCCCAGGCCAAAAAGAGUGUGCAAAGAUCCACCGUACAAAGUUGAAGAAUCUGGGUAUGCUGGGUUUAUUUUGCCAAUAGAGGUUUACUUCAAGAACAAGGAAGAACCGAAGAAAGUCCGCUUUGACUAUGAUCUGUUCCUGCAUCUGGAAGGACACCCACCUGUAAACCAUCUUCGCUGUGAAAAGCUUACUUUCAACAACCCAACAGAGGAGUUCAGAAGAAAGCUGCUUAAAGCUGGCGGGAUCAUGGUUAUGUCAGAUGGAACAUCAGUUGCUUCAGGGCAAAGUCUUCAUCUCCCUAAUCUUCCUACUAAUUCCCUGUCUUUUUCUGAAGUGAAGAAAAAAUCAUCUCAUGGGCCAAAGGAGCUGAGCAAGAGUGUGAGCACUAGCAGCAGCAGCAGUAGUAGUAACAAUUUUUCAAAGCCCCAUAAAUUAUCAAAGGAGCACAAGGAAAAAUCUUCAAAAGACUCAAAAGAACAUAAAAGUGCCUUCAAAGAACCUUCCAGGGAACACAACAAAUCUUCCAAAGAAUCCUCUAAAAAACCCAAAGAAAAUAAACCACUAAAGGAUGAAAAAAUUGUUCCUAAGAUGGCCUUCAAAGAGCCCAAGCCUAUGUCAAAGGAGCCAAAAUCAGAAAACAACAUACUGACCCUAAGUGGUGGACAGCAACAAGAAAAGAAGGCUGCCUCCAAAAGGCCUCCCGGUCUGGAUUCUGAGGACCUUGCCGCCAAAAAGAAGAAGCGAAGUGCAUCGGAGGCUUUAUUUAAAAGUUUUUCUAGCGCUCCCCCACUGAUACUUACUUGCUCCAGUGUGGAGAAAAAACAGACAAAAGACAAAUCUCAGUUUAAAAUUGGGAGAGUUAAAAUGGAAAGUGAGCCGCUGGAGAAAAAGAAAAACACAUUACCCCCUUUCAAUGAUAUUGUGGACCCUAAUGACUCCGAUAUGGAGGAGAACGUGUCUUCGAAGUCAGAAUCCGAGCAACCCAGCCCCGCAAGUUCAAGUUCCAGCUCUAGCUCCAGUUUCACACCGUCUCAGAACAACCGGCAGCAAGGUCCUUUGAGGUCUAUAAUGAAAGAUCUGCAUUCUGAUGAUAAUGAAGAUGAAUCUGAUGAAGCAGAUGAGAAUGACAAUGACUCUGAGAUGGAGAGACCUAUAAAUACUCAUGGUGGAAGUAGAGUGCGCAGGGUUAGUUUAAGUGACGGAAGUGACAGUGAUAGCAGUUCUGCUUCUUCACCUCUACACCAUGAUCCUCCACCUUUAUUAAAAACCAACAAUAACCAGAUUCUGGAAGUAAAGAGUCCUAUAAAACAAAGUAAAUCUGAAAAACAGAUAAAGAAUGGUGAUUGUGAUAAGGCAUAUCUUGAUGAAUUAGUUGAACUUCACAGAAGGUUAAUGACUCUAAGAGAAAGACAUAUACUGCAACAGAUUGUAAAUCUUAUAGAAGAAACAGGACAUUUUCACAUCACAAACACUACCUUUGACUUUGAUCUUUGCUCACUGGACAAAACCACAGUUAGAAAAUUACAGAGUUACCUGGAAACAUCUGGAGCAUCCUGAGGACAUCAGUUGUAGUUGCAUCAAAAACUGCUGUUGUUUUUUUUUUAAUCUGAAAAAGAAAAAUAAAACAUUCAGAAUGAUGCAGCCAGGGUGCAAAAACCCCAACAGCUCUCUUCAGCUUUAUUUUAUUUUUUUUGUUAAAGCCAGUUCAUCAUCUCUUGAUAAAGGAGAAGAAUAAUGACAAGCCUCAGCGAAUUGCUCUUCUCACCAAGGAAAUGCUCUGGAAGAGUUAGCCUGGAUAGCCUUGAAAAAAAAAACACUUAAUGAAUGUGUAUGGUAUCAUGUGUCUCUCUCUGUGGUACUCCAGGCCACAAGAUAAAUGCAUGUUCAACACACUGCCUUAUUACAUAACUGAUCUAUUUAUUACUGCAUAUGCAUAUUCUGACGUCCUUGAGGGAAUGACACUACCAGACACUACAAUGUCCUGUGUCUCACAGAUGCUCCUUGGAUCCAGCACACCACCAUCACGGGUCUUCUGACCUUACUCUUGCUUUGAUGCCACUUUGUCUCGACCUUUUUGCUAGUACGGUGUGAAAACCCCCUGCAUUGUUUGGUUUCAGUUUCUGUGGUUCCUGAAAAUAAGAUACUAGUUGUGGGGUAAGGCAGAAAAAUCUCCUAUCCAUCUUUUAAAAA